AUGAGCUGCAGCCCGGAGAGGAUAUCUUCAUACCGCCGGCAUUUCGAGGGCACCUUUGCAGCCCCUCCUGCCCGCCAGCUCCGGGUGUCCAGUCCCUCUCCCAUCCGCAGGGAGACCCGCCACCGGUCGGCCAGCUUCACGCGGACCGGUGGGACGAUGGGGCGCAGAGCCAUGAGCAGCAGUGGGACUGUGGGAGCGCUGUGCUUUGGUAUGUCCAUGGGCCUUGGGCCAAAACUGGACCUGGACGCGGCUGCAGCAGAGAACCAGACCUUUAUGAUGACUCGAACCAAUGAGAGACAGGAGAUGGCAGCCCUCAACGACCGCCUGGCCGCGUAUAUUGAAAAGGUGCGAAACCUGGAGUCAAAAAACAAGCUGCUGGAGGUUGAGAUUGAGGCCCUGAAGAGCCGCCAUGUCAGACCAUCAGGCCUCAGGCAGCUGUACGAGUCUCAGCUGAAGGACCUCAACAGGGAUGCUGAGCACAUGAGAGUCAAGAGGGAUAUGUCUUUGGCAGCCAAGGAGGCGAUGUUGGGCCAGUUGGACAUGCUGAAGGCCAAAUAUGACGAAGCUGUGGAUGCCCGGAAAAAGACCGAGCAUGACAUUGAGGCUCUCCGUCCGGAUGUGGACAAAGCAACCUCAGCACGGAUUGUGCUGGAGAAACACCUGGAGCAUCUGGAGGUUGAGCUGGCCUUCCUACAGAGAGUUCACAAGGAGGAAAUCGAGGAGCUGGUGCAGCAGAUUCACUCAGCAACCUCCAAAGUGUACCUGACCUUUGGCCUCCCAGACCUCUCCACUGCUCUCAGACAGAUUCAGUCUCAGUACGACAGCAUUGCUGCCAAAAACCUACAGGAAAUGGACACGUGGUACGGGUCAAAGUUUCAGGACCUGAACAACGCCUCCACCAAACAUGUUCAAACUGUUCGCAGUGUGAGAGAGGAAAUCACUGGCUACAAGAGGAAUAUUCUCAGCAAGAAACGGGAACUGGAUGCCCUCAAGACACGGAACGAGUAUUUGGAGGCUCAGAUUCGGGAUGCAGUGGAAAAACACAAGAAGGAGGAGGAGGACUUACAGGAGCGUAUAGAGGCGAUUAAGCUGGAUCUGAAGGUCACCAAGGAGAAGAUCGCCCUGCUGCUGCGUGAAUACCAGGACCUGCUAAAUGUAAAGAUGGCUCUGGAGAUUGAGAUCACCGCCUACAGGAAGCUGAUCGAGGGAGAAGACAGCCAUCUCAGCACCUUGGUCCGAAACCUGUCCCUAACCGGAGGCCUGCAUCUCACUUCCAGUGUCGGCAUGCGUGCGGCCUCAGCCUCCAAUAACUCAGCUCCCGCAGCGAUUUCAAAGCUAGAUGGAGCCCCCGGUGACUCGACCGGUAGUGGGGCUGAGAAAGCUUUGAGUGCUGGCCAAGCCCGAGUGGAGGUGGUCUCAUCAGACACACAGACAAAUUUAGAGGAGCAGGCAACUGAGAUGUCUGAGAGAAAGACUGUCCUCAUCAGAACAGUUAAGACAGAUGAGGACACUUAUGAGAGCGACACACAGGAGCGCACCAUCACCAUUUCUGGAGCAGCGGAUGAUACAGAAGAAGAAUAG
Messenger RNA from Chelmon rostratus (copperband butterflyfish), 1581 nucleotides. It is a transcript of the gene ngs, whose product is annotated as notochord granular surface. The transcript is spliced from 11 exons. Gene Ontology annotation, cellular component: Z disc; cell-cell junction; sarcolemma. Bases 1 to 1581 code for a protein of 526 amino acids. Lineage: Eukaryota; Metazoa; Chordata; Actinopteri; Chaetodontiformes; Chaetodontidae. Gene Ontology annotation, biological process: skeletal muscle organ development. The record is from RefSeq and is a predicted model, not a curated record.